UAUAUGCAGCCUGGUGCUGUUGUUUGUGAGUACAUACGCUUUACAGAGCUCAAACCCACAGCCGGACAGCCACACUGCCCCCACCAUGAGAGAGUUCAAGAGCAAGGACUUCUGGAGGGCUGUUCUGGCCGAACUGGUUGGCAUGACCCUUUUUAUUUUCCUCAGCAUCUCCACAGCUAUUGGAAACAAAAACAAUGGCAACCCAGACCAGGAGGUGAAGGUGUCGCUAGCCUUCGGCCUGGCCAUCGCCACGCUGGCCCAGAGUUUAGGCCACAUCAGUGGAGCCCACCUCAAUCCUGCAGUUACUCUCGGGAUGCUUGCCAGCUGCCAGAUCAGCGUGUUCAAGGCGGUCAUGUACAUUGUGGCCCAGAUGCUGGGUUCAGCCCUGGCCAGUGGCAUUGUAUAUGGAGCACGGCCAAGUACCAAUGAUGCACUGGGCCUUAACUCUCUCAACGGUGUCACUCCCAGCCAAGGCGUAGGCAUAGAGCUCCUGGCAACCUUCCAGCUGGUGCUGUGUGUCAUUGCAGUCACUGAUAAAAGACGGCGUGAUGUCACCGGCUCUGCACCACUGGCCAUUGGCCUCUCAGUCUGCCUGGGACACUUGGCAGCUAUCAGCUACACAGGCUGUGGCAUCAAUCCUGCUCGCUCCUUUGGUCCGGCUUUGAUCCUAAACGAUUUCACGAACCACUGGGUGUACUGGGUGGGGCCAAUGUGCGGUGGAGUAGCAGCAGCUCUCAUGUACGAUUUUCUGCUGUCCCCCAAAUUUGAUGACUUUCCUGACCGCAUGAAGGUCCUGGUCAGCGGCCCCGUCGGGGACUAUGACAUAAACGGAGGCAACGACGCUGCAACUGUGGAGAUGACGUCAAAAUAGUUCCACACAAUCACAGCCACUUAGUUUCAUUGUACAUGUUUAUGCUCCUGUAAAAAA
This is a messenger RNA of Etheostoma spectabile (orangethroat darter), 928 nucleotides long. RefSeq names its product aquaporin FA-CHIP. The coding region runs from base 86 to 871 and encodes 261 amino acids. The transcript is spliced from 4 exons. Gene Ontology annotation, molecular function: carbon dioxide transmembrane transporter activity; water channel activity; glycerol transmembrane transporter activity. NCBI's taxonomy places the organism in Eukaryota, Metazoa, Chordata, Actinopteri, Perciformes, Percidae. The record is from RefSeq and is a predicted model, not a curated record. Gene Ontology annotation, biological process: renal water transport; hyperosmotic response; carbon dioxide transmembrane transport. Gene Ontology annotation, cellular component: membrane.